Messenger RNA from Amaranthus tricolor (Joseph's coat), 2548 nucleotides. RefSeq lists its product as uncharacterized. The record is from RefSeq and is a predicted model, not a curated record. The transcript has a single exon. NCBI's taxonomy places the organism in Eukaryota, Viridiplantae, Streptophyta, Magnoliopsida, Caryophyllales, Amaranthaceae. Bases 219 to 2369 code for a protein of 716 amino acids.
AAGAAUAAACAACAAUCAAACUCAUCAUUUUUUAUAAAUAGUCUAUUUAUUCUCCAAUUAAAAUAAAAACCGAUUCCAACCAAAAUAUGCUUUUUAGCUUAGUAUAAGAUUGAAAUUUACAAAAUUCUGAACAAGAUACUACUAAAACCCUCCAUGAGUAUUUAAUUACUCCCAGAAAAACAACCUGCACAAUUGGAAACCUCCAAAUAUAAUUAACAAUGAAGUACACUACCCUUGUGCAGAUAAUCCAUCUAUGGAUAUUCAUCAAUUUCUGCUUUUCUCCAUCAUCAUCGACAAAAAGCUCCAUAGUUUUUACAACAUUAGGAAGAUCCAGAUACAAUUUCGAUAUCUACACUUUACCAAUUCCCUCAAUCACUCAAUCUUUUCCCACCAUUUCUAAACAUCAUGAACUUAAAAUUACUGAUGGAAUCUCUGUCAAUUUCAAUGGCCAUUUUCCCAUCGAUUCAUCACCGAUUUUGUCGCUUCUUAAUGAACCCAAUUCCAUUCCAUCUUCACCCAAUAACCUUCAACUCAUCUAUGUCACUGAAAGAAACGGUACUUCUAACAUCUACUUUGACUACGUCCGAGUUGUUGGUGACUCAUUCAAUCGUCCUGGAAUUAGGUCCGCCAUGGAAGUAGAAGUUCUUAAUCGGGUUCAAGUUCCUAUACUGAAAACCGAUUCAGGGAAUGAAAAUACGAGAGUUUCGAUGAAGGAUCGGCCGAGUUUAGUGGGUGAGAAUUUGAUUUAUGUGUCGACUCAUGAAAACUCGGGCGUGCCAAGAACGAGUUGGGUAGCAGUUUAUUCGACCCAUAUUCCAACCGGGUCAACCUCCAGGUUAACCCCUAAAGGUGUUGCGGAUUUUAGCCCGGCAGUUUCUCCGUCAGGGGUUUACACCGCCGUAGCUUCUUAUGGUGGAAAAGGAUGGAGUGGAGAUGUUGAGGAGCUUCGUACGGAUAUCUAUGUCUUCUCAACUCGAGACGGGUCGGGUCGAGUUAAGAUCGUUGAACACGGUGGGUGGCCGACUUGGGUUGAUGAUCGAACGAUUUACUUUCAUCGGAGAAACGAUGAAGAUGGCUGGUGGAGUAUUUACAAAGCGAUUCUUCCACGAGUUGGACGAGUUAACACUGAGUCGGUUAUUGUUGAGCGAGUCACCCCACCUGGUUGGCACGUUUUUACUCCGGCUACUUCACCGGGUAAUCAUGACUUUAUUGCUGUUGCUACUAGAAGACCCGGAUCCGAUUUUAGACAUAUUGAGCUUUUUUAUGUUAAGAAUAAAAAGUUCAUGGAACUAACCCGUUUUGUUUCACCGAAUACCCAUCAUUUUAACCCAUUUUUAUCAGCUGAUGGGACCCAAUUAGGGUACCAUAAAUGUAGGGGUGGAGAAAAGGAUAGUAGUGGAAGUAAAAUACUAUUACUUGAAAACCUAAAAACAUCCGAACCCGAAAUAUCUCUAUUUCGGGUUGAUGGGUCGUUUCCAUCGUUUUCACCCAUGGGCGAUCGGAUCGCUUUUUUGGGUGAUUUGAAUGAUGGGUAUCUCUAUGUUGUAAACCAUAAUGGGUCUAAUAUGAGGGCUGUUCAUAAAGGUAGGGCUUUUACAAGUGCUUGGGACUUUGUAAGAAAGGGUGUGGUUUACACAAGUGUAGGUCCCAAUUUUGCCUCCGAAAGUACUAAGGUUGAUAUAAUUGCUAUUAAUGUAGAUGAUGAGGAAUUACCUUAUAAAAAGUUAACUCAUGGAGGUGAAAAUAAUGCAUUUCCAUCUCCGUCGCCCAAUGGUAAGUGGAUCGUGUUUCGAUCAGGUCGAUCGGGGCAUAAAAACCUAUACAUUAUGGAUGCUGAGGAAGGUGAAUUGGGUGGGAUUCGGAGAUUGACGGAGGGUCCAUGGAGUGAUACCAUGUGUAAUUGGUCACCCGACGGAGAAUGGAUUGCAUUUGCAUCGGACAGAGAGGAUCCGGGUGGUGGAAGUUUUGAGGUGUUUAUGAUCCAUCCUAAUGGGACAGGGCUUCGUAAGGUAAUCCAAAGUGGAGUGGGCGGGCGAGCGAAUCAUCCAUGGUUUAGUCCGGACGGGCAAAGUAUUGUGUUUACUUCAGAUUAUACUGGAGUGUCAGCUGAGCCUAUUUCAAACCCACAUCAUUACCAACCUUAUGGUGAAAUCUUUAUUGCGAAAAUUGAUGGAUCGGAUAUCCGAAGAUUAACCCAUAAUUCAUUUGAGGAUGGUACCCCAACAUGGGGAAGGAGGUUCUUAAAUCCUAUAGAUGUGGCCCAACCAAAUAAGGAACCUAAAUGUGAGUUUCAAGAUUGUCAUUGGCUUAACAUAAAAAACAAACUGGGCAUGGUAGGACCAUAUAGUUCAAAUGGAGCUCAUUGUUAAGAAGCUCUAAUUAGUAGUUGUUUCGUGUAAAAAAACUUUUGCUUCAUGUAUUAGUAACAAUAAGGAAAGCAUUUGUGUAUGUGUUUGUUUAAGUGAUAUGUAAAUCAAAAGAUGUUGUUAGGGGCAAAAAGUUGUACUCUUGUAUUUAUAUUUAUAUAAUAAAAACUAUUUGAUUAGUA